Messenger RNA from Aricia agestis (brown argus), 1375 nucleotides. RefSeq names its product zinc finger protein 354A-like. Lineage: Eukaryota; Metazoa; Arthropoda; Insecta; Lepidoptera; Lycaenidae. The transcript is spliced from 6 exons. Bases 84 to 1280 code for a protein of 398 amino acids. The record is from RefSeq and is a predicted model, not a curated record.
UUAUUUUAUUUACAUUUUACAUUACCUCUUCUAAUAAUUUUCAAUUUACAAAGUUCUCAAUACUACAUUUGUUUUCUUUAAACAUGUCUGAGGACGGAGAAGAUGAAAUAGAAUAUUUAGACGAGGACGCCGAAAUAGUUCAGCAAUGUGUACAAACUGCUCAAUCCGGUGAGAGACCGCUUCCAAAUUUCAGCAUCGAAACAGAACUACUUGUUGAGAGAUUACCUCACGACUCAAAAUCGAGUAAAAAGAAGAAAAGGGUCGAAGAAGAUGACUUCGAUUACGACCCAAGUGAGGAUUUGCGGGUUUCUCGAGCCAAGCAGAGAAAAACUCAUCACUCUCCUAGCGAUACCAAGAAAAAUGUGUCUAAAAGCAGUUCACAAGUAACUAAAGCAAAAAAAAUUCGUGAGCAAGCACCAGUAGGUUUUAAUCAACGAAAAAGCAUGGACAUAAGGGUUCCCGAUUACGAUGAUCCCUUGUGUCUGCCGGUGAGAGCUGUCAUCAGAGACAGCAAAGCUUGGAACGAUCUGUGUUUAGAGAAGUUUAAGCAACUGGACAGGCCUAUGAGGGUAGACAAAGAAGAGACAGUUGCUUCCAAAAGAAUUGUUGAGCUUCGUAAUGUACGGAACAUCUUGGGUAAAUUUGAUUUAGCAAUUACCAGUAGAACAGUAGUGCAGAAUAAAUCAGGCAACAAAAAACAUGAUUCAUUUCGGUCAAUACUACCAAGAUACAGGGAGAAGAAGAUACUGAAUAAUUACAAACUGACUAAACAACAUCAGAAGCAACCUCUGUAUUUUAAAACUGAGCUCAUACUGAAACAAGAGGCAAAUGAUGAAUCUCUCGUGAUAUAUAAUCCCGAGGAGUGUGCAUCAUUUGUGUACAAAAUGUAUGAUAAAGAAAUGGAUCCUAAAUCUAAGGAAGAAGAGAGGAAAUUUUACUUGAAAGAAACUGAUUGCCUAAAGAUGUGUUCACCAUGUUACCAUGCCAAGCAUAAAGGAUAUGAGAGGGUUGAUCCAAAUAACUAUUGCCACAUCUGCAAAAGGGUCUUCCUGAAUUCCCAAAUACUGGUGGCACAUCUAAGAACUCAUACGCCAGCUGAAAGACUUCUGUACAAGAAGAAACUAAACCAGGAAUUGCAAAAGAGAGUUCCAGACACUUACAAAUGCAGGAUUUGCCUGAGGAAAUUUAUGGGGAUAGCUGCACUGAAGAAACAUGUUACUAUGCAUACAGGAUCCGCAACGCCAUUUAUAUGUGAGGCUGGGAAACAUUUGGUGCGGUAACAAAAAUAAUACUUACAUAAUAUUUGAAUAUUGUCUAGUUUUAUACAAUGAAUAAAGCAUGUUUUAAGUGAGUCGAUGAAUAAAUAAUUUUAAAG